Molecule: messenger RNA, 327 nt
Organism: Suillus paluster
Lineage: Eukaryota; Fungi; Basidiomycota; Agaricomycetes; Boletales; Suillaceae
Exons: 3
Coding region: 1-327 (108 amino acids)
Source: RefSeq, a predicted model, not a curated record
AUGUCCCCCUUAAUUAUUCAAGAGUGUCAUCAAGAGAAGCUCGGCGACGGCGAGCAGAAGGCACCAUACACCGGCAAAGACGACCUAAGGUACACUUCGGAUGCGCUCAUCGAUGUUUCGAAGGAGUUAUUGCAAUGCGACGAACAUGAGCUGCAGAUGGAGCUUUUUAACCUGCUGAUUAACCCAUUGGAACAUGAUUUUGCUCUUCGAUGGGAUCGUGAUGAUGUCCGAGAGAAUGCUACUGCUGAGGAAGAAGUUGCUGCUCUUGGACUCUGGACGCAUGGUGCGAGUACGUCCGCAAAAACCUUGCUUGACCAAUUAACAUGA